AACGAGCACAGCCUAAUGACUCAUGCGCAUUGAACACUGUUUUGUCUGUGAAGCAUCGACAGGUGAUGUCGUGCGCCUAGUCUGACGUGGUUGUUACAUUGGAAAUACAAGGAAAGUAAAUCAGCAAUGGAGUUGAGCGACAGACUGGAUUUUAAAACUCGCAUACGUCUAUAGACAUUAUUUUGGCAAAUACUGUCGUCUACAGGCAGUUGACUACGUGUGUACGUCAUACACAUGUGUAAGACAUAUGAGGAUGGAUUGCUUAGACCGUGUUGUUGAAAGUCGGUGUUUCUCGCUGAAGCGUUGUAUUCCAAACUAACGAUCCCAGAGAUAUUGUGUACGCCGUUAUCAGCACGAGUGGUCUAAAGACAAUCUCAUACCUCGCGAAAUCGUCAAAUUCAUUUCAAGUGCAUUUGUUUCCAACAUGGUGUUCGCGAGGACCAAAGCGUUUGAAUUAUGCAGUGUGUCUAUGGAAAUGUGAGCGGCUAUAUGUACAGUGGUAAACUACAGUGGGCGACGUAAUUUUUAUCUGUGUAUAUUGUUUAACAACAACACAAAAAUGUUGCUGUAUUUAUAGAAAUGUUGUCAGAAAUGUGUAGCUGAAAGACGUGCCCCCCCAUGUUUUGUGAAUAGUUUGAUCUAUGUUAUACAAGGAUAAUGAAGAGAUGUGGUAAAUUACUCGGCUGUAACUUUUUACAUUCGAGUGUUUUUUCAGUGUUUUUACUUUUUAUAGUGGUUGGAAACAUCUACUUUAUACCGGGAACAGAACGGCAUGUGAGUACAUCUAUGUACAACCUUCCGCCAAAAUUCACAUCCAAAACCCCCAUUAACUGUUCAACCGGAAGUGCAACCGGAAGUGGAAGUGAUAAUCGCACCAGUUUAACAAUGUUCACGAGUUUUCCAUUCGUAAAAAGCAAGUUCGAUAUCAAUUUGAAUACGUUACAGAACUGGAAGCAUAUUUAUAAGUCCCCGAAAUUAAUUCUAUUUACAGACGACCAAAGGGUAGUGUCAGCUGGAGUCAGCUCUGAUUGGUCGGUUGAAAACGUAACGACAGAAUCAGUGACGGAAGUACCUGCUUUAAGAACACUUUUCCUGGAGUCGCAACAGCGAUCAAAGUCCUACUUCUAUAUGUAUGCCAAUGCAGACAUACUGUUUGACAGGUAUCUCAGCGAAAUCUUAUCAGGUAUUGAAGUAUUUCUGAAAUCGAGUCAUUUACAUAACAAGCCAGUAUUAAUAGUUGGACAACGAACAAAUAUCAACAUUUCAAGAAUAAACAGCCACGGAGUAGAAGCUUGGAAAACGAUACUACAAAAGUCCUACACAAUAUAUACAAAGUUCCAGAAGGAUGCGAUCGAUUAUUUUAUAACAAACAAUGUCUUUCCUUGGAGGGACGUUCCGCAGUUGGUUAUCGGCCGUGUUGGGUAUGAUAACUGGAUAAUUGCGUAUGCCCGUUUUAGAGGAUUCGUGACGAUUGACGCAUCUUCAGUCAUUUCCGCCAUCCAUCAAACUAAUAAUAACGGAAAUUUCGAAGGGUUCAAAAACGGUAACUGGGAUUUCAAUCGCGAACUGAUCUGGAAAACUGGCCCCCCUUUUAACUAUGCCUUAUGGGGCCAAACUGAUUGUUGUCCAUAUCGCGUGAUAUAUGACGACUGUAGUCGCGUGCGGGUUUUGAAACGCCCGGCCGUGCCUUUACAUUGUGAUAGACUAAAUUUGAUUUCUUCCAUUACACACUAUUUAUUUGGAAAUGACGUAUAUUACUUGGGACAUAAACAAAAAUUAUGAUGUUGUGUUUUGAGAACACGCAUUACUGUCGCCACUUGACCAAACCUUCAGUUACUGUAGGUCAACACGCAUUACUGUCUCCAAUUGACCAAACCAGUUACUGUAGGUCAGCACGCAUUACUGUCUCCAAUUGACCAAAACUUUAGUUACUGUAGGUCAACACGUAUUCCUGUCACCACUUGACCAAAUAUUCAGUUACUGUAGGUCAACACGUAUUAUUUUCGACAAAUAUUCAGUUACUGUAGGUCAACACGUAUUAUUUUCGACAAAUAUUCAGUUACUGUAGGUCAACACGUGUUAUUUUCUCCCAGUGGACCAAACCUUCAGUUACUGUCUAAUAUUUUCUAAUCUACAAGUUUGCUUGCAUUUGUGUAACGUGCGUUUUAAAUGAAGUAAUUCUUCGCUCUAGAUACGUUUAUGCUCUCUAAAAGUUUAAUUAUCUGGCUAGUCAUAGAACACAGUGCUAAUUUGAGAUUGAAAAUGGGUUUAUAGAAAAUUACAAAGAAUUGUUUCCGGGUUCGAUUCUUUUUACGUCAUCUGUUUUGUGACGUUAUUCAGUAUGUGAUGAAAUAAAGUUUAUAAUCAA
Molecule: messenger RNA, 2368 nt
Organism: Ylistrum balloti
Lineage: Eukaryota; Metazoa; Mollusca; Bivalvia; Pectinida; Pectinidae
Exons: 2
Coding region: 658-1782 (374 amino acids)
Source: RefSeq, a predicted model, not a curated record